Messenger RNA from Coregonus clupeaformis (lake whitefish), 1853 nucleotides. Its product is annotated as alpha-tocopherol transfer protein-like. NCBI's taxonomy places the organism in Eukaryota, Metazoa, Chordata, Actinopteri, Salmoniformes, Salmonidae. The transcript is spliced from 5 exons. The record is from RefSeq and is a predicted model, not a curated record. Gene Ontology annotation, cellular component: membrane. Gene Ontology annotation, molecular function: phosphatidylinositol bisphosphate binding. Bases 146 to 1045 code for a protein of 299 amino acids.
GUGAGCCGCGUGCGUGUUGACGAGCGAGACAUUAUUACAGUAGCCUAUUCUGAUUGCGCCGAAGGAAGUUUCUUCAUUCUCCUUUAUGUAUAUAGAGUAACCUACUUUUGUGUGUGAUGGGCGUGAAAUGUGAUACGGUACCGACAUGAAGUCCGGAGAGCAGACUGAUUACGAGGGAGAGCUAAAUAGUUUGCCCGACGACUCCAACUUUGUCAAACCAUAUUUAUUAGAACUGAGACAGAGGGCACAGAAAGACAUCAUCGACCCGCAGGAAAGUUUGAAUUGGUCGGACAGUUUUCUGAUAAAGUUUCUGCGAGCGAGAGACUUUGAUGUUGAGCUGUCACUGAAGCUACUAGUUAAUUACCAGCAUUGGAGGAGAGAGUGCCCAGAGAUCAGUGCCAACCUGCACCCGUCCUCUGUCCUUGGACUCCUCCAGAAUAACUACCAUGGAGUGCUGAGGGACCGGGACCACAGCGGCAGCAGAGUGCUCAUCUAUAGGAUUGGCCAGUGGAACCCCAAAGACUUCACAGUGUACCAGGUGUUCCGUGUCAGUCUGAUCACAUCUGAGCUGAUCGUCCAGGAGACAGAGACCCAGAGGAAUGGACUGAAAGCCAUUUUUGACAUGCAGGGAUGGUGCUUCGCUCAUGCCCUUCAGAUCAACCCCUCCCUGGCCAAGAGGAUCUCCUCUGUGCUCACGGACUCGUUCCCUCUUAAGGUGCGAGGGAUCCAUCUGAUCAACGAGCCCAUAUUCUUCAGACCCGUCUUCGCCAUGAUCCGCCCAUUCCUGCCUGAUAAGAUCAAACAGCGGAUUCACAUGCACGGCAGCACCUUCAAAGAGACUCUGAGGGAUUUCUUCUCCGAAGACAUCCUCCCCCAGGAGUACGGAGGCAGCGGCCCCUCCAUGGAAGAGGUGUGUCAGGAGUGGACCUCCCACAUCCUGCAGUGUGAGGAACUCCUCACCCAGCUCUCCAUCUACCCUGCAGGAGAUGAGGUCACCUCUGACCCCGACCCAGAACCUGACAGCCAGUCUGCCUACAGCUCUUGACUCCCCAUGGACUACACAUCCCAGAGUGCAUCUCACCAACCAACCACCAACCACACAACUCGUAGCAUCCUUCUGAAGUCCAAUUCCAAUUUCUUAUUCCUCCACCUUUCUUAAGGGAAUCCAAUCGAUAUGGUUGGGGUGCACAACUUGAGCUUUCGAGGUCCAAGAUUGUCUGCUAGUUUUGAGUUUACAAACGAGUAUCCUGGUUUUUAAAAGUUUUUAUCAGUUGUCUAUGAAAAGAUAGGAUGAUGACGAGGGAUGCUCGGUAGCAGCUAGUGCUCAAGAGUAUAAUAACACAUUGUGUUAAAGUAAUAACACAUUGGAAUUGGGCCUAGACUACUUUUCUCCAUCAUCUGUUUUAUGGGUUUUGCAAACAUUUAUAUCAGUACUCAACCAACUGUCUGCUAGCAUAAUGUGUUAAAACGAAAGGCAAGGUUAAAUAUGUAUAUUUUAGCUUUUUGUACAAUUCUGUGAAUGUCUACUGUAGAUGUGAAGUAUAUUUUUAUACUAUGAUUGGUGUUUUAAUUAAUUACGAAGAUUAAGUGCUUAGUUAUUUACUCAAAUCAUUGUCUUCUUCUCAUAGAGGAUUAUGAAGGAAAGGUGUCCUCAGAAAUGUUCACAUUGUAGCAAAAUUGGACAAAUUGUCAUUCUUUUAAAAUGUUUUCAACAUCUCUCUCACUCAGAUGAGAGAAGUGCUAAAUAGGGCUCUGUAUGUUGUUACAGAAGCUCUAGUCCAGUGGAGGCUGCUGAGGGGAGGACGGCUCAUAAUAAUGUCUGGAAUGGAGUCAAUGGAAUGGUACCAAACACA